Molecule: messenger RNA, 717 nt
Organism: Ilex paraguariensis (yerba mate)
Lineage: Eukaryota; Viridiplantae; Streptophyta; Magnoliopsida; Aquifoliales; Aquifoliaceae
Source: the annotation of a GenBank genome assembly
AUGAAGAAGAUUCAAGCCAUGAAAAAGUACAAGAAGCAACAAGUUCUAUGUAACCUUAUCGUUUAUUCUUUAACAGCAUUCACAUGCAUGUUGUUUUGUUCUAGUCCCUUCUGGCAUCCCCCUCUACGUGCCACUAUGAACGUCUUCCUCACCAUCUCUCUACCAAAAAUGACAUCACUUUUCUUGGGAUCCAAAUUUCUCUUCAUAUUAGGCAACCUCAUUGUUAUAUUCCUCGUCCAACAGUCCAAUAUCUUCAACCCAGAUUCGUCUUCGGGUUGUGAUGUUUGUUAUGAUGAGUACGUUAAUAGGACUCGAACCCUUCGAAAUCACUCUCCUCUUGACAAGAAGGAAGAGAGGAAAUUGGUUGAGUCACUUGAGAAUGUCCAAGGUACUCAUGAGGAUUUAGACGGAGAGGAGCUGAGUUUGCCUGCUGAAGAGCUAAACAAGAGGGUUGAUGAUUUCAUUGCAAGGAUCAACAAACAAAGAAGGCUUGAAGCUGUACAACAGUUUGGAAAAAGGAGAGAGCAGCGUCUUCGAAUAGUAGCUGAGUGUGCACGAGAGUUGGGGGCUGCUGACGUUAUAGCAAUUCGUGCUGAUGUUUCCAAUGUUGAUGACUGCAAGCUCGUCGUUGAUGAAACCAUGAAUCGCUAUGGCUGUCGAAUGGCUAUUUUGGAUGUGUCCUCUGCGAAUCCAACACAGAAACUUGGUAGAACAUGA